CAUCUCGCUCAUUCAAUUCAUCGUCCACGCCAUUUCAUUUCCUACCAUUAUCCUCCUCCUUCCCCUUACUCUUUUAACAUCAACUGAUGGGUUCUAAAAUGGUGAUGGUGGACGGAAUCCCAUUUCCACCCCAUCUCAAUUUGAACAAUAACCAGCUCUCACUCAUGGGUCAUGGGAUUACUGAUGUUGAGAUCCAUUUCCUCCAAAUAAAGUACACAGCAAUUGGGGUUUAUUUGGACCUUGAAAUUGUGUCACAUUUAAGCCAAUUUAAGGGGAAAACACCAGUUGACCUCUCUCAAGAUGAGGACUUCUUUGAAGCUAAUAUUAAUGCCCCAGUGGAUAAAAUACUGAGAGUGGUGGUGAUAAAGGAGAUAAAAGGGUCACAGUAUGUGGUGCAGCUAGAGAGUGGAGUGAGGGACUUUUUGGCAGAGGCUGAUAAAUAUGAUGAGGAAGA
Cuscuta epithymum is the source of this 454-nucleotide messenger RNA. The record is from the annotation of a GenBank genome assembly. Lineage: Eukaryota; Viridiplantae; Streptophyta; Magnoliopsida; Solanales; Convolvulaceae.